AUGCAUCAACAAUUGCAAGGACUCUCGAAGGCUUCAAAAUACCACACCAAGAAAUCACUCGAAUAUAUCAACUGUGAGAGAAUUGAUAAUAUAACGAGCAUGGCAAUACUGGAUCAUGUGCGGGUGGAGAGAUGGACAAAGCCAAGAUGUGGGUUGCUUGUGCUGAAUAAAGCAACCGGCCUCAUUGGCUUCGCUUGCCGACACCGAGGUACUCUCGACUCCAACUCUCUUUUUACUCCACCCCGUCCAUCGAGGCUUCAAUCUGGUCUGCAUCGCCACCCGCCUGCGCGUCGAUUCCAAUUGCUUGUACAUGGAGACUCUCCUCUCGUCUUCCUCUUCAGCAGCGAAUUCGAGGUUUACAUGGGAAGAAGCAUGGCCGCCCUCGAAAAGCGCCUAGUGCGCAAACUAGAUUGUUUCAUCUUAGUGUAUUGCUGCGCCGCCUACUUCUUCAACUAUCUUGACCGUUCUGCCUUUGCAAACGCCUAUGUCGCCGGCCUUAAAGAAUCUCUGAACCUCCAAGGAAAUCAAUACAGCGUCCUCAUUGCCAUGUUUACAGCCGGAUCCUGCGUCGGGCAAAUCCCACACGCUCUCCUGAUCCAGAAAUUCACGCCCCGCUUCUGGCUUCCCUUCACCCUUAUUGUGUGGUCCGGCCUCACUAUGUCGUCGGCGGCAUGCAAGACGUAUGCGCAGCUCUGUGUAGUGAGGUUUUUCCAGGGCUUCUUUGAGUCGAGUUUGUACAGCGGGACGAUCUAUAUCUUGGGGUCCUGGUAUAAACCCUUGGAGAUUGCGAAACGGACUGCGAUUUUUACGGCAAUUGGCCAGAUUGGUAGUAUGUUUGCCGGCAUCAUGAUGACUGCUAUGAAUGAGGGGUUGCAGGGGCGCACGGCGCUGGACGGCUGGCAAUGGGUCUUCAUCAUCAACGGCGCCAUGGGCAUCCCCUUCGGCAUAUUCGGCCUCCUCUUUUUCCCCAACUUGCCCGAAUCGACAGAUCUCCCCUAUCUGAGCAAAGAAGAAAUUCAACUCGCCCUCUCCCGCCUCCCCCCCAAAAACCCGCAAAGCCACUCAAUCAACUUCAAAUCCCUCGCCCGCCGCGUCCUCGCCGAGCCCGAAAUCUACAUCCUCUCCCUCUACUCCGUCGUCGGCUCCGCUCUCGAAGCCAUCGUCCUCCAAGGCCUUUUCCUGCUGUGGAUGAAAUCCCACAAAUCCCAGUUCUCAAACCACGCAACGACGACAUACCCGCUGGGGAUCCAAGCAGUCUCCAUCGUGUCCAACAUCGCAGCAGGGUAUAUCCUCGACAUAACGAACCGCCGCAUCCCCAUGGUAAUACUAUCAGGCGUCCUCCAACUCAUCGUCGCCAUCCUCCUUCUCAUCCCAAACCUCCCUACCCCGGCCGUCUUCUUCGCCUUCUACCUCUCCGGCACCUCGUAUAUUGUCAACCCGAUCCUGUACGGUUGGGCUAGCAUUAUAUGUCAGCGCAACGGCGACGACGCGGCCCGCAGCGUCAUUCUGUACGUCAUGAGCAUGGUUACCGCCGUGCUAUAUACGUUUUGGGGCAUUGUGCUGUAUCCCGCGACCGACGCGCCGUAUUGGCGCAAAGGCUGCAUCGCGAUGAUUGUGGUUGUUUUUGCGUUUUUCGGCGUCACGGUCGCGGUGGAGUGGUUGGAUCGGAGGUCUGUGAGGAGGGUGGCGGAGGUGGAGGAGAGGAGGAGAGCUGGUGAGGGUGGGCAGGGCCAAACCGAGUAUGAGCUUAAGAAGGAUUAG
Molecule: messenger RNA, 1761 nt
Organism: Periconia digitata
Lineage: Eukaryota; Fungi; Ascomycota; Dothideomycetes; Pleosporales; Periconiaceae
Source: the annotation of a GenBank genome assembly